This is a messenger RNA of Plasmopara halstedii, 345 nucleotides long. RefSeq lists its product as uncharacterized. The coding region runs from base 1 to 345 and encodes 114 amino acids. Lineage: Eukaryota; Oomycota; Peronosporomycetes; Peronosporales; Peronosporaceae. The transcript has a single exon. The record is from RefSeq and is a predicted model, not a curated record.
AUGAAGCCAGUGGACAAGCCUGAAUCAGUCUGCCCAUCUCCCAUCAACCAUGGUUUUGCGGGUGAAAAGCCACCUGUGCAGCUACCCCGUCCCGUCUUUGUACCAGAUCCAGUACGUCUCACCCAUUAUGAGCAGCCGUCUGCUCCGUAUGGCGCCCUUUCAACGACCGGCGAGCUCGCGUCUUCGCCCGACCCUGCAGUAGCUGUAGCCUUAUCGGACAUGAAUACACAUGCCCUGGUCACCCCAGGUCAGGCCAUCUCUCCUGCGACAACUGAUGCCGACGCUCGAGCUCCCGCUGACGAAACGGUGCGACCACUCGCAUCGUCGACGUUAGCGCUGGCAUGA